Molecule: messenger RNA, 2611 nt
Organism: Folsomia candida
Lineage: Eukaryota; Metazoa; Arthropoda; Collembola; Entomobryomorpha; Isotomidae
Exons: 4
Coding region: 1183-2406 (407 amino acids)
Source: RefSeq, a predicted model, not a curated record
CAAAAACAGACUCAGGAGAAAAUGCGAAUAUUUUCAACCACGCGUGAACUGGAAGUUCAGAAUUUAAUAAUUUCAAUGAAUAAUUAACAAAAAAUUAUAGUUUCAUCAGUCUUUAAACUAACGAAAGUACAGUAAACUCUACACUUUUGGUAACAAAUUUGAUAAUAUGGCAGACAAUCACGGCGCAGCAGAGCCUCACGUAGUUCCACUACUUGAACCAUCUUCACCCCCACCGAACGAUAAGGUAGCUACAGAAGAAUCACCUGUCGAAAUUCCUGCGACUGCAAGCAAGACUGCCAUGUCGCCCAGUGGAGAAGUCGGGUCAGCGCCACAACCACCGGCAGUUGAAGAGCAGAAGCAAUCAGGGUUAACAGCAGCCUCCAAGAAACGAAAAAGACGUAUCCGGUACAAGCGGAAUAAAAGGACUUUGCCACGCACUGGUGAUGAUGGAACACGAUCUACUUCAAAAUCUAGAGAAUUGACUAUCGAAUCUACUGGCGCGAUGAUAACUGAUGACAAUAAGGAUGAUGAGAAUGACGAUGACGAGGAGACGACUUCGUCCGAGGUGGACAAUUCUUGUCCGACUGUGACAUGGGAUUCAAAUGCUGAAACAAUCGCCGUCAUGAAUGAAAUUGAGGAAAAGAUAGAAGAAGAAUCUACUCGCUCUACGAUAAGUGAUCCUGUUAUAGUUCAAGUUGAUGCAGACAUCGUUUCUUCACUUUCUGGACACUAUCCGGAUUUUUCGAGUGGCACUGGAUGGACUUCUUCUCAAUGCAGGAAUGAAGAUGUCGACUUUGCAGGAACAGUCAGUGGUAGUCAUUAUCAGCCAAUUGAGAUGGUCGUAGUGGACCAAAUUCCUGCUCUGCAACAACCGGAAAAAACUGAGAUUACCCGAAUAACCUUGGGAGAAGAAAUAACCUUCCCGAUUUCCACUUUGGACGACGAUUCGCCCAAUAACAACUCUGGAUCUCCUGAAAUCGAGUCUACUCCAACCGAAGAGACAAUAACAACCACUUUGACCUCACCGAACAACCUGCCCCUCCAAGUCUCAUCGACAAUGAUGUUACCACUACUCUUGAGGCUACAAUUCCACGUAACGCUACCCCGUCUCAGGAGGAAUUAGCGUAUAAUGCAGAUGAUACCACUUCCACUGUGGAACCACGUACUACUGAUGAUGGGACAAUGUCUACUUCAAAAUCUAAAGAAUCGGUUACUCAAUUUACUCCUGGCUUGGCGACAACUAAUGACAAUAAGGACAAUAAUCGCGGCGAUGACGAAGGGACGUUUUUCUCUGAGUUGGAAAAUUCUUGCCCGACUAUACCGUGGGAUUCAUACCCUGAAACAGUCGCGUCUGUCAUGGAUGAAAUUGACCAGAUGUUAGAGGAAGAAUCUACCACAAGUGAUCCUGGAGUAGUGCAAUUAGAUGAAGACAUCAUUUCUUCACUUUCUGGGCGCUAUCCGGAUUUUUUGAGUGGUACUGGUUGGACUUCUUCUCAAUGCAAUGACAAAGAUGUUGACUUGGCAGGAACAGUCAGUGGUGGUCGUCAUCAACCAAUUGAAGUGGUCGUGGUGGACCAGAUUCCGGCUCUACCACAACAACAAGAAAUUGAGUGUGUAAUGCAAGAGCAGGAUGAUGAUGAUGAUCAAGAAACUAAAACAACUUUCCGGGAUCAAAAUACGUAUCUCCGAAAGGAGGAAGCAUUUGGUUCAGUGUCUGCCAUUUUUGACACAGCGCCGCAGCAGCAAAGUCAGGAUCAUUUUGAAAUUGUGGAACCUGAUCAAGAACAAGGAGAAGAAGAAGCUUUAUUGCUUAAUCUUAGUCGAGCGAUGAAGAAAUCAUAUCCUGAGACUACCAGAGUCACAGAAAAAGACUCGAUUUACACCUUGGAUGACUGCGAAGAUUCUUCCAACCCAAAAUCUUCUGGAGCCGAGCCUACCCCAGCCGAAAAUAAUAACCGCUUGGAUAUCGCCGAACAACCUUCAAGUCUCAUCGACAAUGACGAUACCACUACUCCUGAGGUCAUAAUUCCAAGUAGCGUUACCCUGUCUCAAAAGGAGUCUACUGCCAGUGCUACUUCUGCACGAACAAUCUCUCUCUGUCAUCCGGAACAAUUGAAGGAAUUGUCUCCUCAGUCUAACAUCGUCACUCUGUCAGAGGAGAGGCAAGAAGAACAGUUCCUCGUAUCAGAAUCCGAGAGCGAAUUUGGUGGAUGUUGCGCCGCGUUGCGUCGAGGAAGGUCAAGACCUUGGAAUAAAAAGGAUACGAUCAACACGGGUGAUGGAUCAUCAUCUUCAACUCGACCUGGCUCCGGUGGGAAACGAACCUCAUUCAAAGAACGGUCCGCCUCAUUGAAAAUGCGACUAUCCAAAGUCUUCUUCAAAGGGAACCCUCCUACCAAGGAGUAAUCAUGGACCACUGCUUCAGCGAAAAAUUAGUUCUUUUGCUCGUUUAUUAGCAGCUUCUUAGAGGAUGUAGAAAUAGUUAUAAAAAAUAUAUACAAAAUUGUAGUGAAUCAACACAGCCAGUAGUGAGUCAGAUAAACACACAAACCUGUUUCAUUUUAGUGCUCGACAAAAUUUUAUAAUACAAAAAAUUACAACUGUAAAAAUA